AUGGGGGUGGGAGCCCAGGUAGCUUUAAGCUCUUUCGAGACCCUGAAUCGCCUGCAGCAUUUGGCUUUAACAGUUCCGCUGAGGAAAGCCACUUUUCAGUUUUCCCUCCUGCUGCCACUCCUUACCGCGUUGGACAUGGGCAUCUGCGCAGCAAAGGAGAAGGUGGUUGCUCACAACGAGGUGGUCCUGAACAUCUAUGACGUGAAUGCCGGCACAUUGCAGACCUACGAUGCCGAGGACAUGGAGAAGAACGGCAGGGUGUACCACUGCAUCGGCAACGGAUUCUUCCACGUCGGCUGUCAGGUUGGUGAAGGCGAGGAGUGGGCCUAUGCGUUCUGUGAGCAGGGCAGCGGCAUCUUCAAGUGUUCACCGAAGGCGAACCCGAUGAAGAAGAGGUCGAGCAUUUCCGUGGGCAUCUCCAGUUUCACUUCGGAGGAAGAGAUCAAGAGCAAGAUCGAAAGCCUCAUGGGUCAGUAUCGUGGCGACCAGUACGACUUGCUCCACCGCAAUUGCUGCAAUUUCGCCGAGUCCCUUUGCAGAGCGCUGGAAAUCCCGGAAGACGAAUCCCAAAACGAUGUCAUCAACCUAACAGGAGCUGCAGCUGCCGAAGUUGAGACGGAGCAAGGCGCCGGAGAUUAUCCCGCCUUUAUCAGCAAGGCACUGACAUCUGGUACGGGGGCUUUGACAACGCCACGCUCGAGAAGGUCUUGA
This is a messenger RNA of Symbiodinium sp. CCMP2456, 711 nucleotides long. Lineage: Eukaryota; Dinophyceae; Suessiales; Symbiodiniaceae. The record is from the annotation of a GenBank genome assembly.